GUGAAUUUUAAUCUUUUGCAUUGUGGACCUUACUAUUUCUGCCUAUUAUGGAUUUCCCCCUCUAUUAUUUACACAUAAACGACGUCGUUUUCAACCCUAUCUUCAUCUUCUCCAGUCUUUCUCUGCAUGGACUGUAAAUUGUGAACACUCUGAUUUUCCAAUCCUUUGCUCUGCACCUUGAGUUUCAAUUCGAGCGUGAGAAAAGGAAAAGGGCAUGAAAAAUCAGUUUAGGGCUCAGUAAAUAGAUUUGUUACAAAAAAAUAAAAGAAAAAAAAAUGCCCACCAUUUCUAUUUUCAAAUUUCCAAUUCCUGCUCCUCCACCAAUCUCAAGUUCCAAGAUAUUCUCCAGAAGCCCUUUAAUUCUCCGAAUUUCGACACCUCGCCCCCAUAAUUUCUCCUCAAUUUCCAGCUCGAAAAGGACCCUUUUUCGAUCCAAGUCAUCUGAAGGGGACGCCAUGCUUUCGGAAGCUGAAGAUGAAUGGCUUCAAAAAUUACCUGAAAAGAAGAACGCUUUGUACUCCCACAGCUUGCCUUGCAUCGAGGCUUGGCUGAAAAGCCUAGGGUUUCACCAGAGCAGAGAUGAUAGGGCUGUGUGGUUUAUCGAAAAGCCCGAUUGGCACGCGCAGCUCUCGCUUGAUGUUACCGAUUUAUACAUAAGGUAUUUAAAGAGUGGACCAGGUAAUCUGGAGAAAGAUGUUGAGAGGAGAUUCAGUUAUGCGCUGAGUAGAGAAGAUAUCGAAAAUGCCAUACUUGGAGGACCAUGAUGAGGUUGAUUUCGAUAGAUCUAUUUCUUAAAUAGCAAUUCUUUUUCCUUUUUUUUUUUUUUAAAUAAUUUUUUUACUAUUAGCCAGCCACCUUCAAUGUGUGAUUCUGCUUGGUUAAUGUAAAUGAUCCUCCUACUAAAAUUGUAACUAUAUACUAUUA
Molecule: messenger RNA, 924 nt
Organism: Striga asiatica
Lineage: Eukaryota; Viridiplantae; Streptophyta; Magnoliopsida; Lamiales; Orobanchaceae
Source: the annotation of a GenBank genome assembly